Molecule: messenger RNA, 201 nt
Organism: Adineta ricciae
Lineage: Eukaryota; Metazoa; Rotifera; Eurotatoria; Adinetida; Adinetidae
Source: the annotation of a GenBank genome assembly
AUGAAAUCGACAACGUUUGCCCCACCCGGAUAUAGCCAAACAAUUUCCGAUGAGCUUAUAGGUUUCGACCAAGCACUGCCUUUACUUACUGUCGGAGUUAUCAGUAUAGUGCUCGUCGUUGUGUUUGGCUUUAUUCUUUGUCAUAUGGAUAUGAAAAGUGAUCACUCGUAUCAAUCACGUGGCAUUUAUGUCGAAAAUUAA